Molecule: messenger RNA, 343 nt
Organism: Staurois parvus
Lineage: Eukaryota; Metazoa; Chordata; Amphibia; Anura; Ranidae
Source: the annotation of a GenBank genome assembly
UCAUGCUGCUGCCAGGUCCAGAGUCUCUCAUGGGUCCCUGUACGGCCUCCCAUUGCUGCUGUCUCCAUCGCCACACUCUGCCAUGUGCCACUUUCAGGUCUCCUCACACUGCUGGUGUGUUCCAUUUUUUGUCAUAGGGUGCUGGCAGAUUACGGGCCUCCCAUUAGCUGCUGCCAGGCCCCUAAUCUGCCAUGGGCCCCUGUACCGCCUCCUCAUGCUGCUGCCAGGUCCAGAGUCUCUCAUGGGUCCCUGUACGGCCUCCCAUUGCUGCUGUCUCCAUCGCCACACUCUGCCAUGUGCCACUUUCAGGUCUCCUCACACUGCUGGUGUGUUCCAUUUUUUG